CACACCCACACGUCCCACGCACUCGUUUGAUUUUCUCGGCGACAAUAUGAAUCUCACCCUGCGUGCACCCGCUACAUUUUUCACCCAUUCAUUUUCUAGCACUUUCUCACCUUCCAAACACAUCCUCCGUUGCUCCAAACCCUCACCCUCCCACCUCACCCCCAAAAUCACCAUGUCCUCCACCGCCUCCUCCGCCACCCAAACAGUCAUCGAGCACAUCGUCCUCUUCAAAGUCAAGGACGACACCGACCCAGCCAAGGUCAGCGCGAUGGUCAACAACCUCAACGGCCUCACCUCUCUCAACCUCACACUCCACCUCACCGCCUCCCCGAUCCUCCGCACCCGAUCCUCGCCCUUCGCCUUCACCCACCUCCUCCACAGCCGCUACAGCUCCAAAGACGACCUCAGCGCCUAUACUGUGCACCCGGGGCACAUGAGCGUGGUGAAAGAAUCGGUCCUCCCCGUCUGCGACGACAUCAUGGCCGUCGACUGGGUCGCCGACGACCUCCAGGGCCCUGCUGUCCCGCCGCCGGGAUCUGCAAUCCGCCUGACGUUUUUGAAAUUGAAGGAGGGUUUGGGGGAGGAGUCGAAAUCAGAGAUUUUGGGGGUGAUUAAAGGGAUUAAGGAGAGUUUUGGGGAGAUUAAUCAGAUUAGCGUUGGGGAAAACUUCUCGCCAGGGAGGGCAAAAGGGUAUUCGAUUGCGUCGCUGGCGGUGCUUCCGGGCGUGAAGGAGCUUGAAGGUUUGGAUUCGAAGCAGGAGCUGGCGAAGGCGGAGAAGGACAAGGUCAGGGAGCAUUUGGAAAGCGUGAUCGUGCUUGAUUAUGUUGUUGGGUCGCCUCAAUCUGCAAGUCUCUGAAGAUUUUUGUGCACUGUUCUGUGUACUUUGAUGAAUCACUCAAUAAGCUCUGUGUUGUUUAAGCUGAUUAAUCACUCAAGAUGAUUAAGUUUAAUGCAAAGGGAUGUUUUUGAUUUUCAUAAGGUUGCGAAAAUGCAAGGUUUUGGA
Malus domestica (apple) is the source of this 1003-nucleotide messenger RNA. RefSeq names its product stress-response A/B barrel domain-containing protein UP3-like. The record is from RefSeq and is a predicted model, not a curated record. Lineage: Eukaryota; Viridiplantae; Streptophyta; Magnoliopsida; Rosales; Rosaceae.